Hyalella azteca is the source of this 408-nucleotide messenger RNA. Its product is annotated as prostatic spermine-binding protein-like. The record is from RefSeq and is a predicted model, not a curated record. Bases 1 to 408 code for a protein of 135 amino acids. Lineage: Eukaryota; Metazoa; Arthropoda; Malacostraca; Amphipoda; Hyalellidae. The transcript has a single exon.
AUGAAGAAAAAUAUUAGCCGCGCUGAUGCUGAUGACGGUCGGGACGUUGAUGACGGCCGGGACGUUGAUGACGGUCGGGACUUUGAUGACGGUCGGGACGUUGAUGACGGUUGGGACAUUGAUGACGGCCGGGACGUUGAUGACGGUCGGGACGUUGAUGACGGUCGGGACGUUGAUGACGGUCGGGACGUUGAUGACGGCCGGGACGUUGAUGACGGUCAGGACGUUGAUGACGGCCGGGACGUUGAUGACGGCCGGGACGUUGAUGACGGCCGGGACGUUGAUGACGAUCAGGACGUUGAUGACGGCCGGGACGUUGAUGACGGCCGGGACGUUGAUGACGGCCGGGACGUUGAUGACGGCCGGGACGUUGAUGACGGCCGGGACGUUGAUGAUCUCCUUGCGUGA